Ilex paraguariensis (yerba mate) is the source of this 813-nucleotide messenger RNA. The record is from the annotation of a GenBank genome assembly. NCBI's taxonomy places the organism in Eukaryota, Viridiplantae, Streptophyta, Magnoliopsida, Aquifoliales, Aquifoliaceae.
AUGGGUGGGUUAGUUGAUUACAAGCCUACAAUGGUCAUGCUUGGAUUGCAGUUCAUUUAUGCAGGAGUUACUCUCUUCAGUAGAGCUGCUCUUCUACAAGAAAUGAGCCCCAGGGUGUUUGUGGUUUAUAGGCAAGCCGCAGCCACUUUGGUUAUGGCUUCUUUUGCUUUUUUGACAAGUGUAACAUUAAACCAGAACAUGUACUUCGAAGGUUUAUACUUGGCCUCAUCGUCAACAGCUAGUGCUAUGGGUAAUCUUGUCCCUGCAGUCACCUUUGUACUGGCGUCCACUGUUGGGUUAGAGAAAGUAAAUCUCCAAAGCCUAACAAGCAUCGCCAAGAUGAUGGGGACAGUUUUAUGUGUGAGUGGAGCAGUUGCCAUGGCAUUGCUUAAAGGCCCAAAGCUACUUAACACAGAAAUAAUCCCACCCACAAAAUCUCUUUUUGGCUCGGGAGGAGUUUCCUUCUUUGCUCAAGCCUGGUGCAUUGAGCGAAGAGGUCCACUCUUCUCUGCUAUGUUCAAUCCUCUAUCCACAGUUAUAGUGGCCUUAUUUGCUUCUAUAUUUCUACAUGAAGAGAUCUAUAUUGGAAGCUUGGUAGGUACAUUAGCUGUUAUAAUUGGGUUGUAUGUUGUCCUAUGGGGUAAAGCUAAAGAACAUGAAGAGACCAAUAUGGAGACUGCCACAAGGUCUCAAAAUGAUCAAACAAAGGCUGUGGAUGUGCUGAUUGAUGAAUCUACAAAUGAGACAACUUGCAAAAUUGAUUUGGAGGAACCCCUUCUGUGUAAGAAAUCAGGAGAAGUUGGAGAAAAUUAG